This is a messenger RNA of Eimeria mitis, 330 nucleotides long. RefSeq lists its product as uncharacterized. Gene Ontology annotation, biological process: microtubule-based movement. Lineage: Eukaryota; Apicomplexa; Conoidasida; Eucoccidiorida; Eimeriidae. The transcript has 3 exons. The coding region runs from base 1 to 330 and encodes 109 amino acids. The record is from RefSeq and is a predicted model, not a curated record. Gene Ontology annotation, molecular function: microtubule binding; plus-end-directed microtubule motor activity; ATP binding.
AUGGAGGCCGCACCUGCUGCAGCUCCGCAGCAGGAGGCAGCAGACGCCCCCAAAGCAGAACGCGUUCGCGUCGUCAUUCGCUGUCGCCCGCUUUCUGAGGCGGAGGUCAGCGAAGGCCGCAAAUCCGUGCUGACAGUGAACAGCAAGAACGCGUCUGUUUGCCUCCAGAAGCCGAACGGUCCAGCGAAGCAUUUUAGCUUUGACGCAGUUUACGAUGAGUCCGUGUCUCAGGAAGGCGUUUAUGAAGACGCGGCCUACGGCAUUGUUGAAAGUGUCACCGAGGGAUACAACGGUGCAUGCUGCACACAAAGACCCACAGAACCCAACUGA